AUGGCCGCCGCUGGGUUUGCGUGGUGGAGUGGCGAUGAGGGCAGGCGGAGGGGCGCGGCGCAGUGUGCUGCCCGGAGGGGCGAGGAGGAUGUUGAUAUCGGUGCGGACAAUGAGUAUGAGGAUGGGGAGCUCUAUGAGGUGAAGGUCAAGAGCGGUGAGUGAGUGAGUGGCUCUACAGUGUGCCUGUGCAUCAAUCUGACUGACGAUGUCUGUGUUGGGUUUGGUGGUGUUGUGCAGACAAGAAGGUGCUGGUGACUCGCAUCAAGGGGCAGCUCUUCGCUGUGGGGGCCUUGUGUUCACACUAUAACGCGCCACUCAAGAAAGGCAAGCACCAUGGGAGCGAGGGAGGGAGGGAGCGGUUUGCCCUCUUGAUGCUCUCCAUCUCUCCAUCUCUCUGUCUUCUCAUGCAGGCGUGCUUGGCGUCGACCACAUAACCUGCGCCUGGCACGACGCAGAGUUCGAUCUCAAGACCGGCAAAUGCGUCAACGGUCAGUCCGAGAGAGAGGGCCACACGGCAAGGCAACCAUGUUCGUCUCAUCAGCUGGCCUGACGCACUGAUGGUUUGCAGGUCCUGGUCUUAAGGCCAUUCCGACCUACCCCAUCCGCGUCAACAGAGGCCGGGUGCUCGUCACCCUCCCCAGCGACAUGCAGGUGACUGACCACUAAACGACACACACACCCAGCAGCAGACGGUAAUGUGUGUGCGUGUGUGGUUUGGUGUGUGGUGUGUUCAGGACCACGUCGAGCCGACCCUUGCCAAGCGCGACCCCAAGGACAAGCGCGUGUAUGCCAUUGUGGGUGCGGGGGCGGCCGGGAUGGCUGCCGCAGAAACGCUCAGACAGGAGGGCUUCACGGUCAGUCAGCUCACAGCCAUAGAACGAAGAGAAGAAUAUGCCAUCAGUGUGCCUGCAGCCGAAAGUGGAUGUGCGUGUGUGUUUGUGUGUGUGUGUGUGUGUGUGUGUGUGUUAGGGUCGGAUACUGAUGUUUGGUCGCGAGGACCACCCGCCGUACGACCGCGCUGUCCUGUCUAAGAACCUCCACGCAGACGUCAAGAAGAUCGUCUUGAGGGACCAUGACUUCAUGAAGGUCACACAGACGCCACGCCACCCAUGUCCCCCACCCCACAGAGAGGGGUGUGUGUGUGUGUGUGUGGGCAGUCGGCGCACAUCGAGUACUUGAACAACUCCAUUGUGACCCAUGUCGACGCCAAGGCCAAGAGGAUACAGCUCGACGACGGCGACACAUACAGCUACGACAAGGUAGCCAUGCCACGCGAUCAGCCGAGAAGGAGAUACACAGAGAUACACACACACGUCUUCUGACCUUUGCAGGUGCUGAUCGCCACUGGUGCCGAGCCGCGGAAGCUAUUCGUGCCGGGCCACGACUGCCAGAAUGUCUUUGGGCUGAGGCGGCCGGAGGACGCCAGGCAGAUCGCCAACUUUGCGAAGAGGGGCAUGCGAGUGGUACGAGUAUCCCACACACCGGCCAACAUCCCACACGCCAUCCAUCCAUCCAUCCAUCGACUUACAGGUGAUCGUGGGCUCCUCCUUUAUCGGCAUGGAGAUCGCCGCCACGCUGGCGCGCAAGGGGUGCUCCGUGUCUGUCGUUGGCAUGGUCAGCGAGAGCCUGUCUGUUCUUGUGCACCCGGCAUGGUUGUGAGUCUUUCUGUGUGUGUGUAUGUGUGUGUGUGUGUGUGUGUGUGUGCAGGAAACGGUGCCGUUUGAGCGUGUUUUGGGUCUGAAGGUUGGCGCGAUGUUCAAGAAGCUGCUGGAGGAGCAGGGCGUGGAGUUCUGGGGCAACGCCAUCGUCAAGCGGUUCAGGGGCAGACACAAAGCAGAAUGGUCAGACACACACAGCGCCACACACACACAGAGAGAGAGAGAGAGAUGGUUCAUGUGUGUGUGUGUUUGAUAGGACGCGUGGCGAGGACAUGAAGGGCACACCAGUCGAGGGUGUGGAGCUCACCAAUGGGGAGGUCCUCGCGUGUGACGCCGUGGUCGUCGGGGCGGGCGUCAUUCCCAACGCCACACUGGUCCCCCCCCCCCAACCAACCAACACCCACCCACACAAGAUGGUGUGUGUCUGUGUGUUCUGUCUGUCUGUGUGCAGGUGGAGGGCGUGAGCAUGGCCAAGGACGGCUCCAUCCUGGUGGACGCCCUCCUGCAGUCACGGGAUGAGCCUUCCCUCUUCGCUGCGGGCGAUGUGGCCACCUUCCCCUACUACAAGACCGGCCUUGACACCAGAAUAGAGCACUGGGAUGUGGCGCUGCAGCAGGGCAGGACGGCCGCAAAGAACAUGAUGGACAAGGUGAGAGGGAGAGGGAGGAGAGCGGAGAGGAGGGAGGGGAAAGGUGUGUGUGUGUCGUGUGCGUGGCAGCAUCAGCCCUUCUCGACUGUGCCCUUCUUCUGGACCAUGAUCUUCGGCAAGUCUAUCAGGUGGGUACCACAGUGAGGUGUGAGCAUAUGUGUGUGUGUGUGUGUGUAUGUGUGUCCUUCGCACACUCGAGAUCCGAACUCUCUCCUCGUUUCUCAUUAUUUCUCAGGUACGCGGGCCACGUCAAGGAGUUCGACGAGCUCGUGGUGGAGGGCGACCUCUCCAAGUACCAGUUCGUCGCCUACUACAUCAAAGACGACAAGGCAACCACACCAAACCCUACACACACACCACAGGCAUCCGUUUCUUGCCUCCUGUGUGUGGCGGGCAGAUCGAGGCGGUGGCGACCUGUGGCCGAGACCCCGCAGCUGUGGGGAUCGCCGAGGCCAUGCGGCUGAACAUCAUGCCGACGGGCUCGGAGGUCGCUCUGGGCUUCUGCAAUGCCGAGAUGAUACUUGCCCGACUCAAGGUGAGUAGGCCGCGGACAGGCGCAGGAAGCUGGUAGAAACGUGUGUGUGUGUGUGUGUGUGUGUAGGAGUACCACAAGAAGCCUGUCAAGACGAGAAAGAGGUGA
Vitrella brassicaformis is the source of this 2947-nucleotide messenger RNA. The record is from the annotation of a GenBank genome assembly. Lineage: Eukaryota; Vitrellaceae.